GGUUAGGUCCUCUCUAGCCUCGGAUAGCGUACGCCAUGUUUCGGGGAGGUAUGCCUGCAGUUUUGGUCGUUAUACUUGACGGACUGUUGGCGUUCACAUAUACUCACCCACUCCCAGAUGAUCAUAUCGCGGGCGAUACGGCUAUUUUGACCGCCUUCAGCGGUAUCCUCGGCGGCGUCAGUGAUCCCUUCGCCAGCGUGAGCGGCUUCUUUGCUGGCGUCGACGGUCUCUCUGCCGUCGUUGACGAGUUGCCGGCGAUCUUCGACGAGUUCGUGGCUGGCAUCAGCAUUCUCCUCGCCGUCGUCUGCAGAUUCAGCCCGCUCUUUCUCAAGCCAGCAUCCGGGGGCCGAUUGGAAGAGGUGCUUCGCAGACUCGGGGUCGAAUAGUCGAGCCAUCUCGAACGGGGUGCCUUUCUUGGACGAGGUGACUGUGUGGGCAAGCGGCGGGUCCGGGAUGAAGAUGAUGGAUACGUGGUAUAAAUGUCGUUGUCGAGAUCCUUUCGCUCCUCACUCUUCUCCAACUACCGCCAUGGCCCGCACCAAGGCUACCGCUCGCCGCUCAAAUGGAGGGACCGCGCCUCGAAAGCAGUUGGCCGGUUUUGGCAGACCAGUUUCCGACCCCGAGGGCGUCCCACCGAGCACGCCGCGCUCCGAUAGCGAAGACGAGACUGAGACCCCUCACCAUGCAAUUGCGGCGCGCGGCUAUGCCAAUCAGCAUAUCCAGCAGUCGCGCGAGGACGAGGAGGCUCUGGAGGAGGCAGCCAAAGCGCAUGAGGAAGCACUAAACAAGCUCUUCGAAGCUGCCACUCUUCGCCGGAGCGCGAAUGCCUGAAACCAAAGGAUGGAAGAACCGACGCCUUGGUGGCGUCCAGAAAUGAAGAAGCCCGUGGAAAUUAUAAGUCAUCGACCGAAAAGCUUGUAACGUAGAAAAAAGGGCUGUCGUGCUACAUUGAUGAUUGCGUCGCGUGUCCAGAUUGUUAGCUCAGCCCGAAGUAAGGUCCACGCGUUGCAGAGAAUGCAGCUUCCUCGUUAAC
Schizophyllum commune H4-8 is the source of this 1033-nucleotide messenger RNA. RefSeq lists its product as uncharacterized. Gene Ontology annotation, cellular component: nucleosome. Gene Ontology annotation, molecular function: structural constituent of chromatin; DNA binding. Lineage: Eukaryota; Fungi; Basidiomycota; Agaricomycetes; Agaricales; Schizophyllaceae. The record is from RefSeq and is a predicted model, not a curated record. The coding region runs from base 529 to 831 and encodes 100 amino acids. The transcript has 5 exons.